Pipistrellus nathusii (Nathusius's pipistrelle) is the source of this 972-nucleotide messenger RNA. The record is from the annotation of a GenBank genome assembly. NCBI's taxonomy places the organism in Eukaryota, Metazoa, Chordata, Mammalia, Chiroptera, Vespertilionidae.
AUGCGGCCCGCGGGCUGGGCGGCCGUGCGGGAAGCGGCGGCCCGCGACGCGCCGGCGGCGGACCUGCGCUGCAGCCUGUUCACCGCGGCCCUGCAGAGCUACAAGCGGGACUCCGCGCUGCGGCCUUUCCCCGCGUCCUACGCCCGCCACGACUGCAAGGACUUUGAGGCCCUGCUUGCAGAUGCCGGCAAGCUCCCCAACCUGAAAGAGCUUCUCCAGUCCCCUGAAGAUAAAGACAAACGGGCCUGCGAGCUGCUGAGCUGGAUUUUAUCCUCAAAGGCCCUGACGGUCCACAGUGCAGGGAAGUCAGAGUUUGAAAAGAUCCAAAAGCUGACGGGUGCCCCUCACACUCCUGUCCCUGUGCCGGACUUCCUGUUUGAAAUCGAGUACUCCGACCCAGCCAACGCCAAGUUCUAUGAGACCAAAGGAGAACGAGACCUCAUCUACGCCUUCCAUGGGAGCCGCCUAGAAAACUUCCAUUCCAUCAUCCACAAUGGCCUGCACUGCCAUCUGAACAAGACGUCCUUGUUCGGGGAAGGCACCUACCUCACCAGCGACCUGAGCCUGGCCCUCCUUUACAGCCCCCACGGCUACGGGUGGCAGCGCAGCCUCCUGGGCCCCGUGCUCAGCUGCGUGGCCGUGUGUGAGGUCAUAGACCAUCCCGAUGUCAAGUGCCAGACCAAGAAGAAAGAUUCCAAGGAGAUAGAUCGCAGGAGAGCAAGAAUCAAGCACAGUGAAGGGGGAGACAUCCCUCCAAAGUACUUUGUGGUCACCAACAACCAGCUCCUGCGAGUGAAGUACCUGCUGGUGUACUCACAGAAGCAGGCCAAGAGCAGGGCUUCGAGCCAGCUGUCCUGGUUUUCCAGCCAUUGGUUUACGGUCAUGAUAUUCCUGUACCUGCUGCUGCUGCUCAUCGUGAGUGUCAUCAACUCCUCCUCUUUCCAACACUUUUGGAACCGUGCGAAGAGAUAA